Molecule: messenger RNA, 1602 nt
Organism: Schistosoma mattheei
Lineage: Eukaryota; Metazoa; Platyhelminthes; Trematoda; Strigeidida; Schistosomatidae
Source: the annotation of a GenBank genome assembly
AACUUCUUUUAGUACACCAGUGACAACUGCAGCGAGUCGAGGGCACAGUACGGCUUCAGAAAAUUCUGACAUUGGGUACCGUUCAAAUAUCGGGGGACUGUCCAGUAUGCAAAACACAACGCACACUAAUUAUUCUUCGCAUACAUGGGACCAAAGUUCUUCAUCUGGCUUAUUUAGCCCUUCCAAAAUACCACCAAUGGAUUCAACUAACAAACCAAAUCUAAUGAAUCAACAACCGUCGGCAGGAUUUGAUGCUUCUGAUCAUACUACUGGAACCAAGAUGAUGAGUUCUCCUCAACAAUCUUUCGGAUCUUCUUUCAGCUCUAAUGUACCAUAUAGUACUGAAAAACUUGGUAAUGAUGUAAGUAGAAAACCAACAGGUCAAACAACUAGUGGACUUGAUCGUCCAAAUGUCCCACCAAGACAAACUUCAUUACGUACCGGACCAAGCACUGAAGAUACAGAUGAUACUAUGAAAAACCUACGUAAAACAUUUGCUGGAAUUUUUGGUGAUUUAUAAAAGAACCUGCCAGUAGAAUUGUCUUAUUUAUAACUAACGUAUUAUUACUAAUUAUAAAUGUUGUAUCUUUUAAUCAAUUUUUUCCAAACUACAAAGAAUAAUGUAAUUGCUGCUUGAUCAGUUUUUCAUUUUUUUAUUUUCUCUUGUUUACUGCAAAUAUUUGUUUGGUGAAAUUUCCAAUAUAAAAUAACUAAAUAUUUAUGUUAUUGCAUACUUCUUUAACAUAGUAAAUCUAUCUUAGUUUCAUCUAAUUAAUAAAAUUAAACAAAAAAUCAAUAUACUUCUAAUCAUCCUUACCUAUCCAAUUACUACUAAUAUUUUGUUGUUCAAGCGUUUUUGUUCAUACACAAAUUCUCUAGAUCCAUACAAUAACAAAUUGAAACUCAAGUUAAUUAAUCUCAAAAAACAGAAUUAUUUAUCACUAUUAUUUGUCUAAUUAUUUACUACUUAUAAUUUACUUAUAAAAUAAAUUGAAAUGUGAAAAUAUUAAUCUAUCCAAUUGAUAUUUCAAAGUGUUCAUAUCAGUUGUUUAUUGACCUUUAAAGUAUUUACUUAUUUCUGUGAUGUUUUCUUAUUCUGCCUUUCUCUCUCUCCAUCUCCCUCUAUUCCUCCAUUGUUAUACUUAUUACUUGAAGAUAUUAAGAAAUUUUUUAUCGUCUCGAGAAGUAAUUCGACUAGUGAAUCUUAUUUAAAAAUGGAAGCCGAUCCAAGCAUAAUGAAUGACCAGAACAAUAAAGGUCCACCAGGCUAUAAAACAUAAAUAUUAGAGAAUGUAUAUACGAACUCAAUAAAACCACCCAAUUAUAAAAAACUAAUAUAAAAAUCAGACUACAACUUUUGCGAUAAAGCUGCAUUAUGUGACUAGCAAUAACGCAAGUGGAAUGUUAAACACAUAGACUUGACCCCGCUGACAUUAUCAAAUGCUAACAUUAACUGUUUAGUGUUCAGUCUCUACAUACAUCGAUACAUAGGGUUCAUCUACUUUAACUACUUAUUAUUGUCUACUUUAAAAUUACUAAGCAUUUGAAUGAAUAUGUAUAACUCAAUGUGUAAAAUGGAAUCUAAAUAAUUUUGUAUCCAAU